Impatiens glandulifera is the source of this 1153-nucleotide messenger RNA. Its product is annotated as probable protein phosphatase 2C 72. Gene Ontology annotation, biological process: protein dephosphorylation. Lineage: Eukaryota; Viridiplantae; Streptophyta; Magnoliopsida; Ericales; Balsaminaceae. The transcript has 5 exons. Gene Ontology annotation, molecular function: protein serine/threonine phosphatase activity. The coding region runs from base 1 to 978 and encodes 325 amino acids. The record is from RefSeq and is a predicted model, not a curated record.
AUGGGACUUUGUAUCUCUAGAGGAUCUGCAGAGAUUUAUGUUGAAGAUGAUGAUUGUCAAGAAUAUGUGGUUUCUUAUGGCAUCUCAAACUCUAUCUCAUCUCUUUUUUCUCUUGAAGGCAACAAGGGAGUCAACCAAGAUGCAGCCGUGCUCUUCCAUGGUUACGGUACAGAAGAUGUAACCUUUUGUGCUGUGUAUGAUGGGCAUGGAAAGAAUGGCCAUCGUGUGAGCAAAUUAGUCAGAAACCGCCUGUUGAAACUGAUGUUAAAUCUGAAGAAGGAAUUCGCGAAGAACAAAAAUAGCCCGAGUCAUGUAAACGAGAUAAAGAUGUGGGAAGAGGCGUGUAUGAGUGCUUUCAGGGUGAUGGACAAGGAGAUCAAACUUCUUGACAAUUUUGAUUGUUCUUUGAGUGGAACAACAGCAGUUGUUGUACUAAGAAAGGGUGAACAUCUUUUGAUUGCGAAUUUGGGUGAUUCAAGAGCAAUUCUCGGGACAAUGAACAAUGAUGGAGGAAUGACUGCGGUACAGCUUACUACUGACCUAAAGCCUAGUGUUCCAACCGAAGGAGACAGAAUAAGGAGAAGCAACGGGCGGGUGUUGGCUUUGAGAGAUGAACCGCAUAUCGAUCGAGUAUGGUUGCCUCAUGAAGACAGCCCCGGCCUAGCUAUGUCGAGAUCCUUUGGUGAUCUUCUUCUAAAGAAUCACGGAAUCAUUUCCAUCCCUGAGGUUUCUUUUCACCAUUUGACAUCUAAGGAUCACUUCCUUUUUCUUGCCACUGAUGGGGUGUGGGAUGUGAUGAGUAAUGAUGAAGUUGCAACGAUAGUGGCAUCAUCGGAUACAGGCGCGAAAGCUGCGGAGUGUGUGGUUAACGCAGCGGUUUCAAAGUGGAGACAGAAGUUCCCUUCUUCUAAAAGGGAUGAUAUCACUGCUCUUUGCCACUUCUUAGCAGACAAAACGGAUGAUACAAUAUCUUCAUAAAAUCAUAGUUUCUUCCAUAUAUAUUUAGUAAUGGACAACUUAGCAUAUAUGCUUUUCUAUUAUAUAAAUAAUUUUGUACAGUUUGAGCCACUUAAAACCUUCCAACUACUAGUUGGGAGUUGAUUCUCUCUUUUUUAGUGUUUAGAAAAGAUGUUGAAUGUUUGUGGUCUACAUG